This is a messenger RNA of Cynara cardunculus var. scolymus (artichoke), 1582 nucleotides long. RefSeq names its product plastoglobulin-1, chloroplastic-like. Lineage: Eukaryota; Viridiplantae; Streptophyta; Magnoliopsida; Asterales; Asteraceae. The transcript has 4 exons. Bases 45 to 1169 code for a protein of 374 amino acids. The record is from RefSeq and is a predicted model, not a curated record.
AUUUACAUCGAAAGGAAACCCACCUACCAAGAACCAGUACAACGAUGGCUCUCCUCUUCUCCUUCCACCGUCCAUCACUCCUCUUCGAGAACUCAUCCACUGCCACCACCAGCACGCCCACUUCCUCUAUCCUCCGCCCCUCUGCCCCCACUUCUCUAUCUUUCUCUCUCCGUCCCAGAAGAAUCAAAUCGACAUCCAUUCGGUUCUCCUCAAACAAACCCCCAGCCAACUCCGGRUGGAACCYUGUCGAUCAAACCAUCAACGACGACGAAGAAUCAGAUGGGUUGCAGUCGCCCAAGGUGACAGACGAAUGGGGGGAGAAAUCUGAAGGGGAAAUUGAACCAUUGACGAGAUUGUCAACGUCUGAUCCUCCGAAAGACGAUGACGAAUGGGGAACAGGAGCGACGGAGCAAUCAGAUCAGUUUUCUGCUAGCGGUAAUGGCAGUCCUGUCGUUGAAGCUACGGCGGUAGAGGGUAAUAGUGAACUUGAAGAGCUGAAGAGGUGUUUGGUGGACAGUGUUUAUGGGUCUGGUCUCGGAAUCCGUGCUUCUCCGGAGGAACGGGCGGAGGUUAUGGAAUUGGUGACUCAGUUAGAAGCGGCUAAUCCGACGCCGGCGCCUACGGAUGCGGUGGAGCUUCUUGAUGGCAACUGGGUUUUGCUGUACACUGCAUUUUCUGAGCUAUUACCUCUUCUGGCCGCAGGCACAACCCCAUUGUUAAAGGUUGACAAGAUUUGUCAAGAAAUCUAUACCAGCAGCCUUGCAAUAGAUAAUUCGAUUACCUUUUCUACCCCUUUUGCUACUUUCACAUCAACUGCAUCCGCAAACUUUGAAGUCCGAAGUCCCUCAAGAAUACAGGUACAAUUUAAGGAAGGGAGUUUUCAGCCACCAAAGAUAAAGUCAAAUGUAAGCCUUCCACAAAAUGUGGAUAUUUUUGGCCAAAAUAUCAGUUUGUCACCUGUCCAGCAGCCUCUCGAUGCUUUGCAAGAGGUUGUCGUGAAUUUAGCAGGUGUUAUUUCGGGUCAACCUUCUCUUAAGAUUCCCAUUCCGGGUGAACGGACAAAGUCUUGGCUUCUAAUUACAUUCCUCGAUAAGGACUUGAGGAUAUCAAGAGGGGAUGGUGGCCUCUUUGUUCUUGCUAAAGAAGGAAGUCCUCUUUUGGAUCAAUGAUCAGGUCAAACUUAUACCCCGUCCAUGUGAAAAUUGUUGACGGAUUUAGUUGAAGACACCGUUGGGUUUUUCUACAUGCCGUGCUCCCUACCAUCUCAUAAUUUGGUCAUUUUGUUGGCUUUAGUAUCCUGUUGUGACUGGUUACAAACUAUCUGUCGUCUCAGGAUUUCUUCAUUAUGAGCAGACGUAAAGUGUUACCGAUCCAUAAUUUGAAGUUGGGUGAAUCCGAGAGUUUCCAAGCUCACAAGAUUUGUAUAUUUGUUGGAUAGAGAUGAAAGCAGGUAUGCAGAUGAAGUGAUGUUGAUCUCAUUGAAAGAUCAAAUAGAUUUAAGAACUUGCAUGUGUAAAUUCUGUUGUAUAUUACUAUUCAUGAUGAAUUCAAGCUCUUCUGCCACAUGCAAACUUUUGUGUUG